AUGAAGUUCACUCUCUUCUCCAUUGCUGCGCUCUGCGCCCCUGCCGUCAUGGGCAUGGCCAUCCGCUCCUCUGAGGAGUCCGAGCACCACCCCACCAUGAUGGCCAAGCACGUCAAGCAGCACUGCAAGGACCUCGAGCCCGAGUGCCAGAAAUUCCUCAUCAACGUGUUCGAGAGCGCGUCCGGCGGCGACGCCGACGCCGCCGAGGCCGGCAACGCCAAGGGCUCGCACUCUUCGCACAAGGAGUUCGCCAACAGCCUGACCGAGGAGCACUCCAAGUGCAUCAAGCCGCUCAUCGACUGCGGAUACAACCUGAAGAAGCUCGGCCUGAACUAA
This is a messenger RNA of Purpureocillium lilacinum, 336 nucleotides long. RefSeq lists its product as uncharacterized. The record is from RefSeq and is a predicted model, not a curated record. Lineage: Eukaryota; Fungi; Ascomycota; Sordariomycetes; Hypocreales; Ophiocordycipitaceae.